Messenger RNA from Carassius auratus (goldfish), 567 nucleotides. RefSeq names its product ephrin type-A receptor 7-like. Bases 1 to 552 code for a protein of 183 amino acids. The transcript is spliced from 2 exons. Gene Ontology annotation, biological process: ephrin receptor signaling pathway; protein phosphorylation; axon guidance. Gene Ontology annotation, molecular function: protein binding; transmembrane-ephrin receptor activity. Lineage: Eukaryota; Metazoa; Chordata; Actinopteri; Cypriniformes; Cyprinidae. The record is from RefSeq and is a predicted model, not a curated record. Gene Ontology annotation, cellular component: plasma membrane; dendrite.
AUGCUAAUUCUCUCUCUUUCUCUCCAUCACCAUCCAGCCUGUGGUCGUGGAUUCUACAAGUCUUCAUCUCAGGAUCUUCAGUGUUCCCGUUGUCCGGCACACAGUUAUAAUGACAGAGAGGGCUCAUGGAGAUGUGACUGCGAAGACGGCUACUACAGAGCCCUCUCUGACCCCGCAUCUGUCGCCUGCACUAGGCCACCAUCAGCUCCUCAGAACAUGCUUUACAACAUCAACCACACCACCGUCAGCCUAGAGUGGACCCCUCCAGCUGACACCGGUGGCCGUAAUGACGUGACAUACCGGAUUAUAUGCCGCCGCUGCACCUGGGAGCCGGAAGAGUGCUUUCCUUGCGGGAGCAAUGUUGGCUACUCGCCACAGCAGAGUGGAUUAACGGACACCUACGUCACCAUCACCGACCUGUUAGCGCACGCCAACUACACCUUUGAGGUCGAGGCCGUGAACGGCGUGUCCGACCUCAGCCGUACCCAGCGACUGUUUGCGGCCGUCAGCAUCGCAACCAGCCAAGCAGGUAAGAGGUUUAGACUUCGGUGACUAUUUGGCUUGACA